Molecule: messenger RNA, 2634 nt
Organism: Caenorhabditis angaria
Lineage: Eukaryota; Metazoa; Nematoda; Chromadorea; Rhabditida; Rhabditidae
Source: the annotation of a GenBank genome assembly
AUGUUUAAGUUUACGAAAAGUAUCGAUUUUUGUGAAAAUCUCGCGUCUUCUCAAAUUACACAUUUAUUUAUCCACGCACUAUUUAUAAAACUGUUGUGUUUUUCAGGUCGAGUCUCCUCAAUCUUGAUCCCACCGGGUGGUUGGUUUUCAAGUGCUAUCGGUUAGUUGUUUAUCCUUAUUUCGUUUCUCAACCAACUCAUUUCCUUCAUCUUUCAGCACGACAAGAAGAGGGGUGAUAAAUGUCGCAUAUUGUUAAAGAUUUUAUUGUUGCGACAAAAUAUAAAUUGAUUCGUAAGAUCGGAUCAGGAUCAUUCGGUGAUAUUUAUGUGUCGAUCAAUGUAACAAACGGAGAAGAAGUUGCCAUCAAAUUGGAAAGUAAUCGGGUGAGUUAUCGAUUUUUUGUUGGGAGCGAAAGGAUGUUUUGAUUUUGAGUACAGUUUGUUAUCGUACGAUAGUAUGUUUUCAAACUGCAAUUAAAUGCAUGAUAGGUUGUAAUUUUUGAUGCAAGCAAAAGCUUCAUUUUAAUUUUACCCAAAUAUCAUCAAUCUUUCAUAACCAUAUGGCCAAUUUCAUCACUUCCAAUUUCAAAGCGCGGCGUUCCCCUUUUGCAUCAUGUUUACUCAAAAAUAUUGAUCAAAAUUCAAUGUUUUUUUCAGGCAAGACAUCCACAAUUGCUCUACGAGUCCAAAGUUUAUCGUAUUUUGCAAGGAGGAGUUGGUAUUCCACAUAUUCGCUGGUAUGUUCUUUUUUCAUGAAUUUAUAUUCCCAGGAUGAUUAAUUAUGACAUCGGAGAGAUUAAAUCGUGUUGAACGGCUGCAAUUUUCUUAUUUUCUGAAUCUUUCCAACAAUAGAAUGAGCAUUUUUCAUCUAAAUUUCAGAAUAAUGCCCUUUUCAAUAAUUCACAACGUGUUUCUUAACAAAAUGAGUUUUGGUGUUUCUUUCGGAUUCAUUAUAUAAUGAAAAAUUUAGUAUCAAAAACCUAUGAACUUUUCAAAUUAUAAACUCAUAUAUCCGCUGUUUUCCUUUCACAAAUUCAAUUUUUCCAGGUAUGGAACAGAAAGAGAAUACAAUGUUCUCGUCAUGGAUUUGUUGGGACCAUCUCUCGAAGAUUUGUUCAACUUCUGCUCACGCAGAUUCACAAUGAAGGUAAUUUUUUAUCCCGAACUUGAAAUUUUGACUGGAACUGUUUUUGUUUUUCACAAAAAAUAGGUCAACAUUUUGUGUACUCUUGGUUUAUGAGAGAGAAAGAGAAGAGAGAAUCGAUUCGAUUAUACUAUUAAUAAGAAUAUUAUUCCAAUUUAGUUGGGAAGAAAUAUAAGGGAGAAAAAGAGAGAGUGAGAGGUGAAAGAGAGAAUUGAAGAAAAAGAAUGAAAGGAGAUGAGGCGGAAAAUUGCUGGAAAAUCGAGAUUUUACGAAAUUUUUGGGAAAAACAUUCAAACAAAAAGAAAGAGCCACAAACUCUAUAAUUAAAAGUUCUUAAUUAAUUAUGUAAUUUUCAGACUGUGUUGAUGUUGGCGGAUCAAAUGAUAGGACGUAUCGAAUAUGUGCACGUGAAAAACUUUAUUCAUCGUGACAUCAAGCCAGAUAACUUUUUAAUGGGAAUUGGACGUCAUUGUAACAAAUUGUUCUUGAUCGAUUUUGGAUUGGCUAAAAAGUGAGUUUUUCUCUUUUGAGCUGACUUGUUCAGAAAACAAUUGUUGAUUUUUUUCAGAUACCGGGAUUCUCGCACACGAUCGCAUAUUGCAUACAGAGAAGAUAAGAAUUUGACCGGAACUGCUCGAUACGCUUCGAUCAAUGCUCAUUUGGGUAUUGAACAAUCAAGAAGGUAAUUUUUAGAUCAUUUUAUUUGAGUAGGAGAAAGCAGACGUAUUUUUUCACACGAAAAUGUAGUCUGAAAAGUUGGUUACGAAAUUAUUUACAAACUUCAAAAAACAAUUAUUUUCACAUAACCAUUAAUUAAAAGCAAAUUGAUCAAUUAGAAAAUGGCAGGAAGUAUCAGCUGUUUUUUGUGUUUAUCACCCGAUAAAAACCUAAUCUUUGAUUAUGUUGCAGAGAUGACAUGGAAUCACUUGGAUAUGUUUUGAUGUAUUUCAACAGAGGAACACUUCCAUGGCAAGGAUUGAAAGCAGCCACAAAGAAACAGAAAUAUGAGAAGAUUUCGGAGAAGGUUGGUUUUUUUGAAAAAUUUUUUUCGAAAACUAUAAUUUUCAAAUGAAUUUGCAGAAAAUGACAACAACAGUGGAAGUAUUGUGUAAAGGAUUCCCAGCCGAAUUCCCAAUGUAUUUGAGCUAUGCUCGUGGACUUCGUUUUGACGAAUCGCCAGAUUAUAUGUAUUUGCGACAAUUGUUCAGAAUUUUGUUCAGAACACUCAAUCAUCAAGUAAGUUUUUGGUUUUUGGAAAAUAAGAGAAUUUCGUUUCAUAAAUUCAAAAUCCUGGAUUUUCAGUACGAUUACACAUUCGAUUGGACAAUGCUCAAGCAAAAAGCAGCUCAAACACAACCAGUUGUACAAUUCCCAGCUGGCGGAACUGCUGGUGGAGCUUCAGCUGCUGUUGCUGGAGCUGGUGCUAUUACUGGAAGCGGAACUGCUGUUGGAGCAACUGGAGCAACACCAACUGGAAACACACCACAAUAA